UGGCUAUAUAAAGAGAAGCUCAAGACGGGAACGUUAUCCAGUCUUCUUGCUUUAUCCCUGGACACACGAACAUAGCUCUAUCAAGAUGUACUUUGCAUUUGUCGUUCUGCUGCUUACCUCUUAUAUAAAUGCAAACGAAAUGGAUCCUAAAACAUUAGAGGGAUUCCAGUCGGCAAUAUAUGGGAACAUUAUGGCUCACUUGGAUGCCGAGUACCAACUACUUCAGCCAGAACUUUUUGAGCAUAAUCGCAGCAUGGAAUUUUGCAAAGGACAAGUAGAAACGGCACAGGAAGCAUGUAGAAUUUGUGCCGGUAUAGAAUGUGAAGGGCAUUUCGGAGACUGGAUCACGGGUGGUCUAAGUGAUAUGGGUGGUUGGUUCAAGGGUGCUGGCAACAGUUUCGUAGAUUGGAAAGGCUGGGAAGCAAUGGGCGGCUUCUUCGGAAAAGUUGGCAAUUGGUUUCAAGGUGCCGGAAAUAGUUUCGUCGGUUGGAAAGGCUUUGAAGACAUGUCCAACUUUUUCAGCGGAAUUGGCAAUACAUUUUCUAGUGGAUUCAAUUCGGUUAAAAAUGGGUUGAGCAGUUUUGGCAACAAGAUUAGCAACGGAUUUAGCAGCGUUGGAAAUAAAAUCGGCAAUGGUUUUAAAAAGGUAGGCAGUGGAUUUAAAAGCGUAUUUGGAAGACGCCGUCGAAGUGUUAGACGCGCCAUGAUGGUUCAUAAACUACGAACAGUAAGACAUCGUUACAUGGCCAAGAGACAGCAAGAACUUGACGAACAAACGAGACAAUGCAUGCAAAAAUGUACCGAAUGUACACCAUUCCUUGGUGACCAGACAGCUUUAAUUGGAGAAGUUUGUGGGGAUGACAUCCUAUUGGAAGAGGCAGCUAUGACGGAAUUGAUGUCCAAGAUGCAGGCUCUCUAUGUUGCCAAUGGCAAUCCUCUUCAAGGAACAACGCCUAUU
This is a messenger RNA of Ruditapes philippinarum (Manila clam), 958 nucleotides long. RefSeq lists its product as uncharacterized. The record is from RefSeq and is a predicted model, not a curated record. NCBI's taxonomy places the organism in Eukaryota, Metazoa, Mollusca, Bivalvia, Venerida, Veneridae.